This is a messenger RNA of Panicum virgatum (switchgrass), 696 nucleotides long. RefSeq names its product ethylene-responsive transcription factor ERF018-like. The transcript has a single exon. NCBI's taxonomy places the organism in Eukaryota, Viridiplantae, Streptophyta, Magnoliopsida, Poales, Poaceae. The coding region runs from base 1 to 696 and encodes 231 amino acids. The record is from RefSeq and is a predicted model, not a curated record. Gene Ontology annotation, biological process: regulation of DNA-templated transcription. Gene Ontology annotation, molecular function: DNA-binding transcription factor activity; DNA binding.
AUGGAUGAUGGCGCCGGGGCGAGCCGCAGCGACGGCGAGGGCUCGCCGCGGCCGCCGGCGGAGCGGCGUUACAAGGGCGUGCGCCUGCGGAAAUGGGGCCGGUGGGUGUCGGAGAUCCGGAUGCCCAACAGCCGCGAGAGGAUCUGGCUGGGCUCUUACGAGUCCGCCGAGAAGGCGGCGCGGGCGUUCGACGCGGCCGCCGUCUGCCUCCGGGGAUCCCGAGCUGGGUCGCUCAACUUCCCGGAGUCCCCGCCCAACGUCCGGCACAUCCCGGGCGCGCUGCUGACGCCUGAGAAGAUUCAGGCCGAAGCCGUCAGGCACGCCAACCAGCCGGCUCGUAGUUCUGUUGCGUCGUCGGCGAGCACCGCCGUGUCGCCGUCGCAGCAAGCUGCCCCCGCGGGAGGAGCAAGCAUUGACAGGACGGCCUUGUCACUGCCAUCCACUACUUACGGUAGUGGGACCGCCCUCGCCGGCAGUGACGACGACCUUGAUUGGUCUUUCAUGGACACAUUGCCAUCAAUGCCGGUGUCGUCGGCGGCGGGGACUGCGGCGGCCCAUCAUAUUGUUCCGGCAUUGGAUGAUUUCAUGUACGGUUCCCCUCACCCAGUGAUGCCGCUGAGUGGAGAGGCAUCACAGGAUAUGAUCGACGGCGACGAUGAUCAUACAUUCAUCUCAGAUGACCUUUGGCGAUUCUGA